CUUCCUUGAGUUUUUGUUUGUUGUUCGACAUACUUUAAUCGCAAUAUGAGUGUUUUAUUACGUAACAAAUUUACUACGUAUGCUCGAUAACUAUGAUUAAAGCAGUAUUUUGCACAAAUUAAAUCUAACAUGGAUAACUUUUUAUCGAGUUGUAAAUAAAAUAAAUAAAAAUAGUCAUACAUUGUUAAAAAUGUUGUUUAUUUUGAAAAUUAUCUUUUUUGUUUGUUUUUGCAACUAUAGCGUUGGAUUGAGGUCAAAUGAAAUCGACAGAAGGCCUCAUCCGAGCCCGACACCGUACCACGAUUGGGAUUACCUAGUAUUCUCCCAGCGAUGGUCGAUAACGUCGUGCGUAGACUGGAAAAACAAAAACUCCAAUCACACUUGCAAUCUACCAACCGUGAACGAUAAAUGGAUUAUUCACGGUAUCUGGCCAACGAAACGAGGCACCGAAGGCCCCGUGUUCUGCCCUUCUGCCGUCCAUUUCGACCCCACGUUAUUGCAACCGUUUCUAAACGACCUCGAUGAGCAAUGGACAAACGUGGAAGCCGGAACGAAGGAAUAUUCGUUUUGGUCGCAUGAAUGGGACAAGCAUGGAACAUGCUCGAUCGAUUUGCCUCAGCUGAAUAGCAUUCCCAAUUUCUUCAUGAAAGGCUUAGAACUGAACAAGAAAUACAAUCUCUUGGAAUACUUAAGCACCAGUAAAAUCACUCCGGGCAAGUUGGGCUACACCGUUCAGCAAAUAGAGGAGGCCAUUAAAUCCGCGACGAAUCACGAGCCCAAAAUCGAAUGCAUCGUCGAUUCGCACACGAAAGAGCCCCUAAUUAGCGAGAUACAAAUUUGCCUGGACAAAUCGUUCGAAGUGAUUGAUUGCGAAAGAGGCCGCGACAAUUCGACGAUAAUAAGCGAUUGUAGCCUAAAGAAGUCAAUUAUGUACCUAGAUACCGUUUCCGAAAACGAAAUUUACUAUCAGAUGGAUUAUUCCAACGACAAUACCGAUGAUGCGGACAAUUCCGCUUCGCUAUACGAGCUGUACAAAUUCAUAAAAUUACUCAUUAGGUUCUCGUUGUAAUGAAAACAAUUAUGUGAUAACUCUAGUUGAAAUAAUUUAACUAAAAAGGGCAAAAAAGUACUAAAAUUAAGAACAUAUUAUUUAUUAUAUACAUUUUAAUGUACAAUAACUCCAACAGCCGCCCUAGCCUAUAUACUUAUCGUAAAAAUAAAAAUCUACUAUAAUUUUUCUUCCGUUUCUUCUCCGUUUUCUUCCGCAAUGAAGGAAGUUUCUUUGGACACGGAAAUGUCCAGUUUUGGCGUUUCUUUGGGUGGCUCAUUGGACGUAGAAGGUUCCGGCUCGUUUGCAAUUUUCGGCGUUUGCGGUCUAACGCAAACAGAAUUAACACAAUAAUUAUUCAUAAUUACAAUUAAUUACCUCGGCAGAAUCGUGAUCUUCGGCGCCAUGUCGAUAAUAGACUGCGGCGCUUUUUUAAUCAACUCCAAAGGUAUCUCCUCCGAUCGAGGCCUGGGCAUUCUAGGCGAACCCUCUCUCGAUUUAACGCGCUCUUUAGACCUGGUCUCUUUCCUACCGCUAUCUCUCCGCGCGUUCGGCGCUCUAUUAGGGCUCUCGCCGUCUCUGAGGCGCCUCAUCGACUCGUCAGCGCGAUGGACUACGCCGGGGGAACUUUCCCUUCUAGGAGCAGCAAAUCCUACUCGAAAAAAAUCACGAUUUAAUUACCGUACGUUAACGAGCGUCGCCUCACCUGGUCCUCGGUUGAUGUUGAACAGAAACCUGUUUUCAGCUCGAGCCGUCGGUCGCGCCGAACGGCUGUAAGAAGCCCCUUGACCGGCGAACGCCGGACUCGGCGGCCCCGAUUGACCGGGGAUCUCCAGCAGCCGCGCGAUGUGCUGCAUCUUCUUCUGUCGGGCCUUUAUUCGCCCCUUGGUCAACCUUUGCUUGGCCGCCAUGCAUCUGAUGUUAUCGUCGAAGACGAAUUUGGCGUUCAGUAAGGGCACUCGGUUCGAGCUGGCGCCCGAUAUGGGCCGGUGGAUGGUGAUGUGCAAACACCGCGAGUCGUCCUUGUCGCCGGUCACUUCGAUGUCCUGCAGGAACCCCACCAGCUUGGCGACGCCCCAGCCCAGCCGCUUGGAGUCCGGCUCGACCAGGAUCAGCUGGAGUAUGUCUAUGACGAGGAACCGGCGCAUCUUCGCGCCGUCCUUGUACACCACCGUGCAGGCUAUCAGGUCCGAAUUGUCUGGAAAAGGACGCAAUUUCAUCAGGGGUUGGCUUCGGUUUGGGAGCCACAGGACCCAAUCAAUCACUAGUGCAUCUUUUUGUACACCGUUACAAGCCAUGCAUGAUUCGAGACAUUAAAACGAGCAAAAUGCAAACGAACAAAUAUAAUGAGACGGUACAAAGGACACACAACAAAAACUCGCAUCUACCACCGACAAAAAAAGAGCUAGUGAUUGCUUGAAUCGCGUGACUGUGACACACAACGCGUUAUACUCAGGUCCAGGGCUUGGUCGAUUUGCACGCAGCUCUGCGGGUUCGUCAGCGGCAAUUGCGUUUCGACUUCUCCGUUUAGAGUUAGCACCAAGUUUCGCACUAAGAAAUAUACCCUGAUUGCUCUUCGCGCGCGUUCC
This is a messenger RNA of Phyllotreta striolata, 2637 nucleotides long. Lineage: Eukaryota; Metazoa; Arthropoda; Insecta; Coleoptera; Chrysomelidae. The record is from the annotation of a GenBank genome assembly.